AUGAGCCACCACACUCGGGUUGUAAGUGUCUUUUUAAAGCAGGUAGAGAGGCAGGCAGGGCAGGGUGUCUGCACACUAGACAAAGCAGGUGGUGGUCAGCAGCCGGCUGGGAAGCCACCGUCCCCACAGCAGGAUGUCAGCCUGGAAGUGGCGGCCGAGCCUCUGAAGGUGAGCAUCGUGGGCUCAGGGAACUGGGCGUCAGCUGUUGCAAAAGUCAUUGGGAACAAUGUGAAGACCACGAAGAAGUUUGCUUCCCCAGUCAAGAUGUGGGUAUUUGAAGAAAUAGUCGAUGGCAGGAAGCUGACAGACAUCAUCAACAGCGACCAUGAAAACAUUAAGUACCUGCCUGGACACAGACUGCCCGAGAAUGUGAUGGCCACCCCCAGUCUCGGCCAGGCCGUGCAGGAUGCAGAUCUGCUGGUGUUUGCAUUCCCACACCAGUUCAUUCGAACCAUCUGUGAUGAGAUUGCUGAAGUAGUGCCCAGGAAGGCCCGCGGCCUCACCCUCAUCAAGGGCAUAGACGAGGGCCCGGAGAGCCUGAAACUUAUCUCCGACAUCAUCCGGGAGAAGGUGAACAUAGACGUCUGCGUGCUGAUGGGGGCCAACUUAGCUAACGAGGUGGCCGCAGGGCAGUUCUGUGAGACCACCAUUGGCAGCAGGGUCCUGCAGAAUGGCCUUCUCUUCAAAGAGUUGUUUCAAACGCCCAAUUUCCAAGUUACUGUGGUAGAAGAUUCAGACACAGUAGAGCUGUGCGGGGCCCUGAAGAACAUUGUCGCCAUAGGGGCUGGCUUCUGUGACGGCUUCUGUAGUGGAAACAGCACCAAGGCUGCUGUCAUCCGCCUGGGCCUCAUGGAGAUGAUUGCUUUUGCCAGGACUUUUGCCAAGGGCCAGGCGUCCACAGCCACUUUCCUGGAGAGCUGUGGGGUGGCUGACCUUGUCAGUAGCUGCUAUGGGGGGCGGAACCGAAAGGUAGCAGAAGCCUUUGCCAAGACAGGAAAAAGUUUUGAUGAGUUGGAGAAGGAGAUUCUGAAGGGACAGAAGCUGCAAGGGCCACACACCUGUGCCCUGGUGUACCGCAUCCUCAAGCAGAAGGGGUUGCUGGACAAGUUUCCAUUGUUCACAGUUGUGUAUCAGAUCUGUCACGAGGGUACACCAGUUGCAGGGCUGAUACCAUGCCUACAGAACCACCCAGAGCACAGGGGAAGGGAACUGGGGACGGGGAGCGCUCUACCUCCCCAAUCUCAGGAUCACGUAGAAACCAGGACGUGA
Messenger RNA from Apodemus sylvaticus (European woodmouse), 1269 nucleotides. Its product is annotated as glycerol-3-phosphate dehydrogenase 1-like protein. The record is from RefSeq and is a predicted model, not a curated record. Gene Ontology annotation, cellular component: glycerol-3-phosphate dehydrogenase (FAD) complex; cytosol. The coding region runs from base 1 to 1269 and encodes 422 amino acids. Lineage: Eukaryota; Metazoa; Chordata; Mammalia; Rodentia; Muridae. The transcript has a single exon. Gene Ontology annotation, molecular function: NAD binding; glycerol-3-phosphate dehydrogenase [NAD(P)+] activity; protein homodimerization activity. Gene Ontology annotation, biological process: carbohydrate metabolic process; glycerol-3-phosphate catabolic process.